Messenger RNA from Saccoglossus kowalevskii, 6034 nucleotides. RefSeq lists its product as uncharacterized. Gene Ontology annotation, cellular component: microtubule; dendrite; cytosol. Lineage: Eukaryota; Metazoa; Hemichordata; Enteropneusta; Harrimaniidae. Gene Ontology annotation, biological process: axonogenesis; dendrite development; microtubule cytoskeleton organization. Gene Ontology annotation, molecular function: actin binding; microtubule binding. The record is from RefSeq and is a predicted model, not a curated record.
UUCUUCAUCUCUCGUUUCUCGGUUGUUCGUCAUGGCGAAUGCCGUUGUUGAUGGUGCUCCUGAAUUUUCAACUAUUUCGGGCGGUUUUUCCGACUCUAUCACCCAUUAUCUGUUGAUAUUAAUCGGGGAGCCAGUGGCGCAGAAUUAUGUCCAGCCGAUACUUGAUGCGGUAUCGAACGGAUUGAAAGCCUGGGAUGUUGAUGCAGAGGAAUGCAAACUAGAUGAAGAGCUGAAGACACUUGGUCAAGCUGAUGUGACUGCUGGGAGUUCUGGUCAGAAAAGCUUUUUCCAUUGUGGAGAUAAAUUUGGUGCUGUAGUUCUGAUCAAUCCCACUGUAUCUGCUGUGAAAACUGAAAUCGGCAGCCUACUUAGUCACUCAGCACAAUACAAACAUUUACUAUUUGGUGGGCAUAGUCUGGAAGGUGGCGGCGAUUGGGUCUACCAAGAUGACAGCUUUUCCUUACAUGAUUGUGGGGAUAUAUUCAAAUCUCUACCAACUGGUGCGAAGACGAAACUAUCUUUGAGUGGAUGUCAUUGGAGCAUUGUUAGCAUGGAUAAAUUAGGUUUUCUUAAGAAGUAUGAUCUGUCUGUAAAUCCACAGGAUGUUAAGAAUAACUUAGAAGGAGUUGAUGAUCUUGUUAAUGUCCUUGCUGACCUUGUAGUGGUAGAGUCUCCCUUUGAUCUUCUGGAACCGCCAACUAUUGGUGUGGGUGUGAAAUGUAAAAUUACCAAGCCCACCGUGUUGUUGUUUCCAGCAGGUAAAGGUGAUUGUGCUUUUUUUGCUGUAAAUGAUUUCAGCAUGUUUGUAGGAGGGGGAUACACUCACAAGUCAUGUUUCUGGAAAUUUGCUAAGCAUCUGCACAGAGUUGAUGCUAUAUUACUCUCGAGCUUGCACCCUGAAUCACUACUUGGAAUAAAUAGUUUGCUCCGGCGUAAAUUAGCGGAAAGGGCACUAGAGGAACCAGAAAAGGGUUCAGAAGAGUAUGAGGAUUGGCAACAGAAGGUCAACUCUCCCGAAGUUGGAGUAGUGUAUUUGAAUGCUCCUGAAAGUACAAAAUGUAGUGACAGUCUAAUUAUGAAGCUGUCUUCUUUAGGCUCUCAGACGAUGAAGCUAUUUAAAGAAUUGGAUAUCACUCCAAAUCAGUGUUACCAGGCCAAUCCUCGUGCAAUGGACCCCAUAACAUUAUACCAAAAAGUUGGUAUUGGUAAACUUGAUAUGUAUGUACUCAGUCCUUUCAAAGACAGUAAAGAAUUGAAAGAUUAUAUGUCUCAAUUUCAGAGUGGGAAGAAAUUUUCCACUGGGAAAACAGGAGUUAAAUCAAAUGGCAAAGAAUUUGAGCUAGCUUUACCUAAUAUUGCGUCUGUCUGUGCCCUAAUUGUAUGGCAACCGUAUAAUCCAACUGAACCAACUGUUCGAGUAUUGUUUCCUGGAAAUGCCCCACAGUCUAAGCUCUUUGAUGGGCUUGAUAAAUGUAAAAACUUAGCAUUUCUUCAAAAAUUCGAAACUGCACAAAAGCCCAAAGUUAAAAAAAUGCCUAAAGCCAACACUAAUGGACCAACUGAUCCCAAGUUGCAUAAAUUGAAAAAAGAAACUGAUUCAUCUCAGAUAAAUUCGGCAGCUUCAAGUGAGCAGGCAGCCUGCACUGAUGGUGUUCACUGUAACACCCCACCACCAGAGCUGGCUGAUGGGCCAUGUACAGAUGGAAUUCACUGCAACACCCCUCCACCUGAGCUGGCUGAUGGACCAUGUACAGAUGGAAUUCACUGCAACACCCCUCCACCUGAGCUAGCUGAUGGACCAUGUACAGAUGGAAUUCACUGCAACACUCCUCCACCUGAGCUGGCUGAUGGACCAUGUACAGAUGGAAUUCACUGCAACACUCCUCCACCUGAGCUGGCUGAUGGACCAUGUACAGAUGGAAUUCACUGCAACACUCCUCCACCUGAGCUGGCUGAUGGACCAUGUACAGAUGGAAUUCACUGCAACACUCCUCCACCUGAGCUGGCAGAUGGACCAUGUACAGAUGGAAUUCACUGCAACACUCCUCCACCUGAGCUAUUUGACAGCUCCUGUACAGAUGGAAUUCAUUGCAACACCCCUCCACCUGAGCUGGCAGAUGGACCAUGUACAGAUGGAAUUCACUGUAACACCCCUCCACCUGAGCUAUUUGAUGGCCCCUGUACAGAUGGAAUUCAUUGCAACACCCCUCCACCUGAGCUGUGUGACAGACCCUGUACAGAUGGAAUUCACUGUAACACCCCUCCACCUGAGCUAUUUGACGGCCCCUGUACAGAUGGAAUUCACUGCAACACCCCUCCACCUGAGCUAUUUGACGGCCCCUGUACAGAUGGAAUUCACUGUAACACCCCUCCACCUGAGCUGUUUGACGGUCCCUGUACAGAUGGAAUUCACUGCAACACCCCACCACAAGAAGAAUCUGAUGAUGAAUGUGGCGAUGGCAUUCAUUGUGACACCCCUCCCCCAGAAGGCGAGUUUGGAGAGGGUGAAGCUGUAGGAAAUGAAGAUGAUCCUCCACCAGCAGACAUUUCACAUGAGUAUCAGUUCAAAGAUUCUUUCCCCUCUGGUGAUAUAUCCUUGGUUGAUAAAGGAGGUGCUUCCCCGGUAGCUGAAUUUGAUCCUUUUGGCCCCCCAAGUGAUGAACAAUGUAGCACUAAAGAAGAGAUGCUUCAGCCUGAUCAUGUGGAACAACAACAUGCUGUUCUGCCAGAAACUGACACUCAUCCAGACGGUUACCAUGGUGUUGUUACACCCUCCGAUGAUGUAGAUUUUCUUGACAAAGAACUUUCUAGUCCUUCAGCAGGAACUUUCCCAUCUGAAAAUCUGUGUAUGUAUGAUGAACAAGCAGAGGAAGCUCCUGAAGCAACUGAAAAUGAUUACGCCUCAGAUGAAGCUCAGAUGGAACAAGAAGUUACUGAAGAAAUGGCAGAGGUUGGUGUGGAUUGUUUAAAACAUGAAUCUAGUUUUGAAGAGACGCAAGUGCCAGGGGAUGUUGAUUUAACUGAGAUUUUAGGUGAACCAACCUUUGAUGAUCUUGAAGAGAUACCACAUGGCACCACAAGUAAUGGCCAACAUACACUAGAUAUGUCAGAAGAAAUCUCUAGUAAAAUUGUCACUGUAACUGAAACAUCAGUAUCUGAAGUUGUAACCACUGAAUCAGUUGCUGCAAAAGUGGUAUUCGAGGAAUCAACAUCAGAAGAAAUUCAUGUAGAAGAAUCAUUUGAUGACCCCCCACUAUCAAAAGAGAGUCCAACUGCAGUUACAUUUGAUGAUGAACCCUUUCUGGCAGAAGAAACUCAAUCUAAAAUUGUUAUUGGUGAUGAACCCAUUGCUCCAGAAGUAGUUUCUGUAGAAUCAUCUUCUCAUGAUGCCCCUUCAACAGAAGAUAUCCCCCUACAAGAAACCUCUGAUGAAUCCAAUCCAUUUGCAGAUGUCUCGGCUGGAGCUACUUUUGAUGAACCCCAACCAUCAGAGGAAGUACCUGUUGAAGCUUCUUUUGAUAAACCAUCUCAAGCAGAAUAUGUUUCUGAAGAAACUACUUUCAGCGAACCCCUUCCAUCAGCAGAAGAAACUGCUUUUGACGAACCAUCUCCAAUAGAAGAAGUUCCUACAGAAGCUACUUUUGAAGAAUCACCAACAUCAGAAGAUAUACCAGCUGAAGCAACAUUUGAAGAGUCACUACCAUCAGAAGAAAUCUCUGCAGAAGCUACUUUUGAUGAACCACCACCAUCAGAGGUUCCUGCAGAAGCUACUUUUGAUGAACCACUACCAUCAUCAGCAGAUUUCCCAUCUGAAACUACUUUCGAAGAGCCUUCUCCAUCUGAAGCAAUCCCAAAAGAAGCUACAUUUGAUGAACAACCACCAUCAGAAGAUAUACUUGCAGAAGCUACUUUUGAUGAACCACCGCCACCAUCAGAAUUUGAUGAACAACCACCAUCAGAAGAAAUUCCUGUAGAAGCUACUUUUGAUGAACAACCACCAUCAGAAGAAAUUCCUGUAGAAGCUACUUUUGAUGAACAACCACCAUCAGAAGAAAUUCCUGCAGAAGCUACUUUUGAUGAACAACCACCAUCAGAAGAAAUUCCUGCAGAAGCUACUUUUGAUGAACAACAACAACCACCAUCAGAAGAAAUUCCUGCAGAAGCUACUUUCGAUGAACAACCACCAUCAGAAGAAAUCUCUGCAGAAGCUACUUUUGAUCAAUCACCAUCAUCAGAAGAAAUUCCUGCAGAAGCUACUUUCGAUGAACAACCACCAUCAGAAAUCUCUGCAGAAGCUACUUUUGAUGAACCACCACCAUCAGAAGAAAUUCCCGCGGAAGCUACUUUUGAUGAACCACCAUCAGAAGAAAUUCCUGCAGAGGCCUAUCCAUCAGAAGAUACUCCAGCUGAAGCUACAUUCGAUGAACCAAUGCCACCAUCAGAGGAAAUCGCUGCAGAAGCUACUUUCAAUGAACCUCCAACAGAAAAAAUCCCUGCAGAAGCUACUUUUGCAGAAGCACCUCCAUCAAAUGAAAUCCCUGCAGAACCUACUUUUGAAGAACCUUCUCCAUCAGAAGAAAUUCCACCAAAAGUAACAUGCGACGCUGAGCCAACACCAGAAGCAUCAAUUGAAGAACCCUCAUCACAAUAUGAAAUUCCACCAGUAAAAUUUGAUGAAGCACCCGCUCCAUCUGUAGGACUCACUCCAGAAGUAACAGAAGAGUCCUUUCCACCAGAGUCAUCAGAUGAACUAUCAAAUGAUACAUCAGAAGCAUCACAAGCAAGUGUUAAAGCAGGGGAGACACCAAUGUCUAAUUCAGAAAUGGACGAAACAGCUUUUCAUCCUUUGCCUGAGCAGCUUAAAGCAAUGGCAGAGGAAAUGAACUUAAACAUCAAGGAGUCAUCUACUGUAGAAGAACAGGAAUCGUCUGUAGGUGUACCUUCCCAAAAAGAAUUGCCUACUCCACCAUCUGAAGAUAGGUUGGUUUCUGAUGAAUCUGUCACUGUUCCAGCAGAAACUGCUCCUAUAGUUGCUAGUCCAUCAGAACCUGUUGUUGCUGCUCCUCCAGUAGCCACUGAAAAGAAAAAAACAGCUGCCAAGAAUGCCAAAACCUCAAAGGGUGUGUCAAAGAAAACAACAACAACUACAGUGAAGAAGACAUCAGAGAGGCGGUCUCCUUCCCCAAGAAAGACGGCGACAAAGUCUGAUGAAAGAGUAAACAGUGAUCUUUCAAAGAAAAAAGGGCCUGCAAAAUCCAAUGUUCUGAAAGAUAAGAAAAGUGACCAAGGGAAGACUCCAAAGAAGGAGGUUGCAACAGCUAAAGAAAAAAGAACCACAUCAGUUACAACUACUGUUAAGUCAGAGAGGAAACCUAGAAAUGGAUCACCAAAGCAACCAUUGAAUGGGUCAUCUAAAAAGUCCUCAACAGAAAAAAAAUUAGAUACAACAAAGAGUAGAAAAGCUCCAGAGAAAAGGCCAAUUUCAAGUCCACGAGAGCCACCAAAGAAGACCAGUGAUUCUUCCAAAAGACCAGCUUCAGCUCCAGGUGCCAGGAAAGCAGAUCCAACCAAAAAGAAACCAUUAGAAAAUAAACGACCAACAUCUGGUACCAGAGGUGCCAAAUCUGAUGGCAAGACAUCAUCUGCAGGGUCUUCCAAAUCUGUCCCUGCAACAGGACCACCGGUCUAUGUCGAUCUUGUAUAUGUCCCUAAUCAUGCUAGCAAGGAAAACACAAAUGUUGAAUUCUUCAGACGCAUUCGUGCAAAGUAUUACGUUGUCAGUGCAAAUGAUAAAGGACGUCACCAACCAAACAUGGGUGUUCUUGAUGCUUUGCUUGAAGGUAAACUGCGAUGGGAAGAGCCUGAGCAAGACGUCAUCAUCAUUCCAACUUAUCCUACGACCACUCUGCGAGAAUGGCAAAUUAAGAACCGUAAUGAGCUUCUUGACAACCACAUCAUGGUUUCUCAGCCAGCUAGUGAUAGUGUGGUGCAAAUGAAAGAUGAAAGCUUUAAUAUGUAUAAAGUGGAGUUUUAA